This is a messenger RNA of Clonostachys rhizophaga, 1440 nucleotides long. The record is from the annotation of a GenBank genome assembly. Lineage: Eukaryota; Fungi; Ascomycota; Sordariomycetes; Hypocreales; Bionectriaceae.
AUGUCAGACAAAGAAGCUGUUCCUGGGUACGAUGCACCAGUAGAAGCAUUGGAAGAUGCCGAGUCUGGGAUCCCCCAUCAAAACGGCGAGAUCAGCGAGGCAAAGUCCAAGCAACUGGUGCGCCGGCAGGACUAUCGCAUCAUCCCGCUAUCCGCGGCGAUCUACCUGCUAUGCUACCUUGACCGUUCCAAUAUCGGAAAUGCCAAGGUACUGAACUCGACCACCGGCGAUGAUCUGCUUACCCGCACCCACAUGACCGCCUACCAGUAUACCAUCGCUCUGAUGAUCUUCCUCAUCGCCUAUGCCAUAUUCGAAGUCCCAUCAAAUUACUUCCUCAAGAAGGUCAGGCCCAGCCGAUGGAUCGCAUUUCUUAUGCUGUCAUGGGGUUCCAUCACGGUGGGGUUUGCUGGCGUCCAAAGCUAUGCUGGGGUUGUCGUUGUGCGAUUUCUACUUGGUGUGUUUGAAGCAGGUCUCUUCCCCGGUCUGGUCUACUACUUGACAUUCUGGUAUCGACCUGAAGAGAGAUCCAUUCGAGUUGCAGCGAUUCUGGCCUCGGCAACACUCGCUGGCGCGUUCGGCGGAGCCAUUGCUUAUGGCGUAGGCCACAUGAAUCAGGUCCAAGGCCUAUCAGGGUGGAGAUGGCUUUUCAUUCUGGAGGGGCUUCCGUCGAUCCUAUCGGCUUUCUUCGUGUGGUUCGCACUCCCAGACUACCCCGAGACCGCUUCGUGGCUUUCUGCGGAGGAAAAGGCGCUCGCUGCUCAGCGGCUUUCUGGACUCGGCUCUCAAGGUAGUAGUGCGGCAAUGACAUGGGCUGAUGCGAAGUCAACACUCCUGGAAUGGAGAUUGUGGUGCCAUUAUAUUAUAUACUUUGGAAUUUCCGUCCCUUUUUCGAGCUUGUCUCUCUUUACGCCAUCAUUGACAGCUGGCCUUGGUUUUGAAAACUUGAAUGCUCAGCUCAUGACUGUCCCUCCGUAUGCAUGUGCAUAUGUUGUUACCCUUGCGGCUUCAUGGUCGGCAGACCACUUCAAUGCCCGUGCACUUCAUUCCUCCAUAUUCUCCCUUCUUGGGGCGGUCGGUUUCAUCGCUUCUGCCACACUCCCCCCGCAUGCGUAUAGUGCUCGUUAUGGAUGUCUCAUUAUCGCAGCCUCGGGCUCUUUUGCCUGUAUUCCUCCACUUCUUGGGUGGCUUUCCUCUAAUCUGCAUUCGACGGCGUCUAUCGGGUUGGCAAUUGCCCUCAAUAUCUCGAUGGGCGCGCCCGGCCAAAUCGUCGGUGUAUGGAUCUAUAAGGCAGAGGAGGCUACCAAGGGGUACCCGAUGGGUCACUGGAUCAAUGCCGGCUUCUUGCUCAUGGUCUCCGUGGGGUGUCUCUUGAUGCGAUUCUAUUACACGACGAGGAACAAACGAGCUGUCGGCACCGAACAAAAGGUGUUUAAGUAUUGA